CGACACUAGAUUCUCCGGCCAAAGCAGUCUCCAACGCUUCUAAGAAAAAGAAAAAGAGCAAGAAGAAAACCAAUGGCUCGGCGCAUGUAGAAACCGUCACAGCACAUGUCAAUGGCUCCAAGGAGAGUGCAGUAGAGGGCGAGGACGACGACGAAGACAGAUCUCGAUCACAGUCGCCGAGUAAAGCAGCCAUACCAAAUCGACUCGCCAGAGAAGACUCCUUACACAUGCCAUCUUCACCGCCAGCCGAACCGGAGGACGAGGAGGAAAGGCCGGUGCGGAACGGCGCACAGCUGCCGAAGCACAAGGUCGACGCUCCAGAAGACGAUGAUGAUGGAGACGACGAUGAUGAUGCAAAGGCGGCGAAUGGAGACAACGAAGCGGGGUCAGAUACUGCGGCACGACUAGAUGCCAUGCAGCAGGAACGCGACAGCUUGCGAGCGGAAGUCACGCAGCUCAGAAGAGCGCUCGAGAGCUUGCAAGAGAAACAUAGCGAAGAGAAGCCUGAUGAGGACGUCUCCAGUCUGAGACAGGAACUGGAGCAGGCACAGCAGGGCAAGGAGACGGCCGAGGCCAAUUAUCGCACCCUGCAGAACCGAGUCAACACCAUCCGCUCGCAGUUGGGCGAGAGACUGAAGGCGGAUGCGGCCGAGUUAGAGCACAGGCAGGAAAAGAUCGAAGAGCUUGAAGCCUCAGCCAAGGCAGCCGAAGAGGAGAACCAGCGCCUGCAAGAACAGCUUGCCGCGCUCAACGCAGAGAAAGAAUCACAGGCGUCAGAGAUUGAAACUUUGCGAAGCCGAACAACUGCGUCAACCACGAAUUGGGCCCGAGAAAGAGAUGAGUAUGUCACCGAACAAGCCAGAUUGCGCGAGGAAUACGAAAACGCCAAGCAGGCCAUGCAGGAUUGGGAGAUUUUAGCUACAGAAGAGCGGUCGCGGCGGGAGGCUCUGGAGGAACGAUCACAGGAGCUAGAAGACCAACUCACCUCACAGCGAGAAGCUUACGAGCGAAUACGGGGCGAGGUGGAAAUGCAAAGCAGUACGGUUGAUGGGCUUCAGCGCGCGUUGCGAGAAGUUCAGGAGGAGCGCAAGAAAGAGCUCCGAGAAAUGGUCGAAUCGAAUCAGGCACAACUAGAUGCGCUCAAAGCCCAGACCAAGGCUGCAGAGGAAAAGGCCAACGACUUGGAGAAGCAGUUAGAAGAGACGAAGAAAGAGUUGGAGAGGACAGCUCCAUUUGAAAAGGAGGUCAAGGAGAAGAAUCUGUUGAUUGGCAAGUUGCGACACGAAGCUGUUAUUCUGAAUGACCACCUUACCAAAGCUCUCCGCUUCCUCAAGCGCGGCAAGCCAGAAGACAACGUCGACCGACAAUUGGUGACCAACCAUUUCCUACACUUCCUCCAUCUUGACAGGAGUGAUCCGAAAAAGUUCCAGAUCCUGCAGCUGAUAGCAGCCUUGCUCGGUUGGGAUGAACAGCAAAGAGAACAAGCCGGUCUGCUUCGCCAAGGUAGCAUGACCGCAGCAGGUGGCAGCCUUCGCGUACCCAUGUCCCCGUUCCGAAGGACGCCAAGCACACCCACACUAGGAGAAUUCACACCCGAAAGUCCCAUGGGCGGUCGAGAACGAGAAUCCUUGGCAGAACUCUGGUCUGAAUUUUUGGAACGCGAAGCCGAGCAGGGUGGAUCGGGGCAUAGCAGGCGACCCAGUCUGGUGAGUAGCAAGAGCGGCAUGAGCAAUAUCCGAUCCCCCAGCAUUGGUGGCAUCAUGAGUCCGACAAGCGAAAGCGGACGUGGACCCUUUGGAAAGCCUCCGCAGAGUCCCGAAUUGAAGAGGAAAGAGAGCUCGGCGCAGGCCAGUGCUGCAGCCAGCGCUGCGAUGAAACCGAGCAGUAGUGGCGACUCGACCAAAUAGCGUUCUGUCGAUAGUCUGCGGGGCCUGUAUAUGAAGAGCAUUCCUGAGGUGGUCAACACGUGCACAUGAGGUAUAUCACGCGAUAAGACAUUUACAGCUCGCGACUCCU
This is a messenger RNA of Pseudocercospora fijiensis CIRAD86, 2016 nucleotides long. RefSeq lists its product as uncharacterized. Gene Ontology annotation, cellular component: Golgi apparatus. The record is from RefSeq and is a predicted model, not a curated record. Gene Ontology annotation, biological process: endoplasmic reticulum to Golgi vesicle-mediated transport; Golgi organization. The transcript is spliced from 3 exons. Lineage: Eukaryota; Fungi; Ascomycota; Dothideomycetes; Mycosphaerellales; Mycosphaerellaceae. Gene Ontology annotation, molecular function: small GTPase binding. Bases 228 to 1907 code for a protein of 559 amino acids.